UUCCUGAGCAAUUUGCGUCAAGACUUGGGGUUGAAAGAAGGUGCUCCAGGGCUGAACGCACUCUCAAACCCUGCGUCGAUUGCUGACUAACAAGUUACUCCACCUCACCUCCACCUUCAAGAAAGUUGAGAGCAAAGCCCUCGCAAUCUUGACAUGUGACAAAGAGUACACUGAAAGGAUGGCGUUUGAAACCCGACAGCUUCCCCUGCUUGCGUCCACCCCAUCGCCGAAAACCUGUUGCAUGAAGCCGACCUCAGCCCAUGACGUCAGCUUCCGAACUCAACACCAUCCUGAUAGCUGAAGUACAAGUGUGAUUGUAGCCCGCGGAACGUGCUUGGAGCAUCAUGUCGGGCCAACUCACUAAGAAAGAAGCACAAGCCCAGCAAGUGCAGCAACAAUCAGCCUCCCAAGGCGCACGCGAUGUCGAAACACAGGAACACCAUGCGAAGGCCAGCGCUUCGGGCGGCCUGAAUCUCAACAUCUUCGGCGCCCUGUCCGGCGCUUUGUCGAGCAAGAGCAAGAAGACGACACACACCAACGCCGACGGCUCAUCAACAAGCGUCGAAGACCGCCAUGACAAAGCGGCAGCAAACGGCGUCGCCCACGGGCGAGGCCAGGCCUACGCCGCCGCCGACGCAGAAGAAGGCGGAAAGAAGACCAAGUCUCGCGAAGUGGCUCAAGCAGCAUCGCAGGGCAAAGCAGUUUCCGCUAGCAAAAAGGUCGAUCACUUGGGCAUUGAAGGGUGAAUGCAGAGAUCCCAGUUGUGUCCGUAUCGAGACGUGGGAAGUGUUCUGCUGUCAACGACGUCAAUAAAUCCAUGACUCAAUGCAAGCUGUAUUGACCCU
Messenger RNA from Macroventuria anomochaeta, 845 nucleotides. RefSeq lists its product as uncharacterized. The transcript has 4 exons. The record is from RefSeq and is a predicted model, not a curated record. Lineage: Eukaryota; Fungi; Ascomycota; Dothideomycetes; Pleosporales; Didymellaceae. Bases 345 to 746 code for a protein of 133 amino acids.